Paramecium tetraurelia is the source of this 1000-nucleotide messenger RNA. RefSeq lists its product as uncharacterized. The record is from RefSeq and is a predicted model, not a curated record. The transcript is spliced from 3 exons. Lineage: Eukaryota; Ciliophora; Oligohymenophorea; Peniculida; Parameciidae. Gene Ontology annotation, molecular function: cyclin-dependent protein serine/threonine kinase regulator activity. Gene Ontology annotation, biological process: regulation of cyclin-dependent protein serine/threonine kinase activity; mitotic cell cycle phase transition. Gene Ontology annotation, cellular component: cytoplasm; nucleus; cyclin-dependent protein kinase holoenzyme complex.
AUGAAGUCGAACAACGAGAACAAUUAUGUACGAGUAUCAUACAAUAACUUUGUAACUACACGCAAUCGGUAAUUUGGAAAUGAGAUCACAAACAUAUAACGAGUACCAACUCGAUCUACAUCGCAAUUCAUCUGUUCCAAACCUAUGUUAAAGAUCGAAGAAGAAACACCUCCUCCUGUUCCUGAAUUCGUAAAUCCAUACGUUGUUGAUAUAUUCGAAUAUCUCCGUGUGAAUCAACAUAAAUACAUGUGUUAGACUCCAUUUUACAUGAACUUACAAUUAGACAUUACUAAUUAGAUGCGUUCAAUUCUAAUUGACUGGUUAGUCGACGUGCAUCUUAAGUUUAAGUUACAAUCAGAAACACUCUAUAUGACUAUCAAUUUAAUCGAUCGUUACCUUGCCAAAAACACAAUCAUGCGAAAUAAACUCUAACUAGUCGGAAUUGCUUCCCUCUUCAUAGCAUCCAAAUUUGAAGAAAUCUAUGCUCCAGAACUUAAAGAUUUUGUAUGCGUUUGUGACAAUGCUUACACUAAAGAAGAAAUACUUGAAAUGGAAAGUAAAAUUUUACUAACAGUCUAAUUUCAGUUGACAUUUACUUCCCCAAUCAAAUUCCUUGAGAGACAGAUUUCAGGAGCAAAUUUGUGUGACAAAAUUAAUUACGCUUCCAGAAUGAUUCUAGAGUUAUCCCUCCUUGAUGUCAAAUGUCUCAAAUUUUCAUCAUCCCUGCUUGCUACCACUGCCAUCCUCUUGGCAAUAAACUUACUUCGAUCCCCACAAGUAUUACCCUCUUCCCUUCAUUAUGUUGAUAAUCAAGAAGAUCUAAGACAAUGUUUACAAGAGUUCCUUCCAAUCAUCAAAUUACUAUAAAGUAGUACUAUGACUGCAAUUAAAAGAAAGUAUUCUCUUGACAAGUUCAAUAAGAUUGCAGAAUAACUUCUGGCCAUCUUACAUAAUUAAAAAUGAACUAUAUUCAAUUAAUAUAUACUACUAAUUCGACAUA